AAUUUCUUUAGCAAACGUUGUCAAAUUUUAUAUUUUUUUAAACAUACAUCAUGAUACGUUUAUUAACAAAUAAUCUCAGACAAAAAUGGCCAAAAAUAUCUACACGUUUAACACUACAAAAUAGAAAAUUUAAUGCCAAAACUCCCGUAGUAAUUGGUGGAGGUUUGGAGAAACCUCAAGGCGGUUUAAAGGAAGAAAAAUAUUUUUGUAAUCAAAAUAACGACCUAAUUGCAAAACUGCGCGAACAGGGUACAACAUUAAAAUGUGAAAAUUGUAUAAGUGAUUGGAAGGAAUUUGAAAAAGUGUUGAGAGCAAGUGAUGAUCGCACAGCAUUAAGGGAAACAUGUGCUCUUAAUAAACAUAAAAAUUGUCUAGAGGAAGCGUUCUUCUUAAAUGAGCAAAAUGAGUGUUACACAAAACUUUGUAAAGAAAUUAAAACUAUCCAGGAAACAAAUAUAGAACAAUCACCAAAUAUACAAAAACUAAAAAAAUUCGAAAGUGAAGAUGAAAUCGAUUCGAAUAUGUAAAUAUGAAGACGUUAAAAUUCAAAAUUUAAAGAAAGUAAUUGCAUUUAUUAUCUUAUAUAUUUUAAUUCAUUUUUAACUAUAUUUUUGAUAAUAUUCCUGAAAUAUAUUAAAGUUUAUUGGGGGUUUCUAUAUAAUUUAA
This is a messenger RNA of Calliphora vicina (urban bluebottle blowfly), 666 nucleotides long. RefSeq lists its product as uncharacterized. The coding region runs from base 51 to 527 and encodes 158 amino acids. The transcript has 3 exons. Lineage: Eukaryota; Metazoa; Arthropoda; Insecta; Diptera; Calliphoridae. The record is from RefSeq and is a predicted model, not a curated record.